This is a messenger RNA of Myxocyprinus asiaticus (Chinese sucker), 842 nucleotides long. RefSeq names its product histone H2B-like. The coding region runs from base 142 to 516 and encodes 124 amino acids. The record is from RefSeq and is a predicted model, not a curated record. Gene Ontology annotation, cellular component: nucleosome. The transcript has a single exon. NCBI's taxonomy places the organism in Eukaryota, Metazoa, Chordata, Actinopteri, Cypriniformes, Catostomidae. Gene Ontology annotation, molecular function: DNA binding; structural constituent of chromatin; protein heterodimerization activity.
UGUAAUGUGUGUUCUUGGGUCACACCCGCCAACAGAGGGUGCGCAUCGUCUCCUUGUAAAAUUAGCAUAGAGGAGGGAAUAAAUACUUCUGUUUGUAGCUUAGACAUAUUUCAAAUUGUGAAGCUCACUCCGUUGAAUAACAUGCCUGAGCUAGCUAAGUCCGCACCGAAGAAGGGAUCUAAGAAGGCCGUCACCAAGACCGCCGGCAAAGGUGGGAAGAAGCGCAGGAGGUCCAGGAAGGAAAGCUACGCUAUCUACGUGUACAAAGUCCUUAAGCAGGUUCAUCCCGACACCGGUAUCUCUUCUAAAGCCAUGGGAAUCAUGAACUCUUUCGUUAACGAUAUUUUUGAGCGUAUCGCCGGUGAAGCGUCUCGUCUCGCUCAUUACAACAAGCGAUCCACCAUCUCAUCGAGAGAGAUCCAGACCGCCGUGCGUCUGCUGCUGCCCGGUGAACUGGCCAAACACGCCGUGUCCGAGGGCACAAAGGCCGUCACCAAGUACACCAGCUCCAAGUAAAGCGUUAUCUAAAGCUUUUGGCUACCCCCAAAGGCUCUUUUAAGAGCCACAUAUGUUCUCGGAUAAAGAGCCUUUAACCAGCUUUGAUCUAAAAGAGAUCAGAGUGUUGAGCACGAACUUGCAUAUGUUGAAGCAUUGACGGAAAAACAAAAACGCCAUUCUAGUCAGUAAGGGAGGAAAUAUGAAAGUUUAGUUCGCACUUAUUAGUAGCUGUCUUUGUUCAAAUAAAGUAACUUUAUUAGGUCACAUAAUAUCGUAUUUGUGUUGUGCAUCUUUGGACCUGAAUUAACAAUGGAUGUAUUUUCAAAUAAACCAAUACAAAUUCG